GUUAAUGAAAGCUACGGCAAGGGAAGUAAACCUUUUUAUAUGUUGCUUUUUCUCCAUGGUUGGCAUUAAAUCAGUAACAAAACAUGCCACAGUGCUACAACAGCCAAUAAAGUUGCAUUCUUUUAGACCAGCGGUCAAUAGCUGGCCGGAUAUUCCAUAAAGAUGGGUUUGCUAUCAGACAUGUUGAGGUUCGCGGCCUUCAUUAGUUUUGUCCUGGCCAUUCAUGGAUCUCCCAACUGCCCAGAGGACUGCUCAUGCUCCCACUCUACCCAAGAGGUUGUAGGUCCUGUCUACAAGGUCCUGUGUGUCCAGAAAGGUCUCCUGUCGAUCCCAGACCUCACCGUGCUGCAGGCGAUUCAACUUCCGGUUGUCUUAAACCUGGAACAAAACGAGAUCAAAUCCGUCUCUAUGUUGGACUUCCCGCCAGGGUUGAAUAUUUUCUCGCUGGACCUGACCAAGAACCCUGAGAUGAAAAUCGCCCAGGACGCCUUCAACAACAUGAACAUGACGCUUAAGAAGCUGGUCCUUGAAGCCAUCAAGAUGACUUUCGAGCAUCCCCUGGCAAUGCUCAACAAGCUCUCUGUCUUAGAGGAACUAUCCCUCAGCCACAACAAUCGUGUGGGGUACGUCACCGGCGCUAUCGAAGACAUCCGGGUGUCUUUAUUCCAAGGUCCGGUCGUCAGAUCGUUAAAAAUUUUACGCAUGUCUAACUGCGGGAUUCGAUCCAUGGUCCAUUCGACUCUAGCGGGUUUACACGCUCUGGAGGAACUUGAUUUGUCCAAGAACAAAUUUGCGCAAGUGCCUUCAACCAUAAAACAUCUGAAGAACCUGAAAAGCUUGUUCAUGUUCAGGAGCGGCUUACACACCGUGGAGGACAACUCAUUCCAAGGGAUGAAAUCCCUAGAGGUUAUCGAACUCAACACGAACACGAUCAAAACUUUGUCGAAAGACGCGUUUAAAGGGCUGGAACAUUCUUUAAAGAAGCUUCGACUUGAUCGAUGCUUUAUGCAACAAAUCCCAACCGAAGCGUUGGCGAAUUUGUAUAAACUGGAGUACUUGGAUUUAUCCCAGAACGCGUUCACCAUAGCCCCGCCUAAAGUGUUUGUAGGUCAUUACUGCCUGCGUACUUUACUCAUUAGUUCCGAGAACAUGGUCGUGGACACCAGCACGUUCGCUGGGCAGGAGACCUGCAUUCGGGACCUCACCAUGAAGCAGAUGAAGCUCACCCGAGUCCCCCGUGAGGCUUUGGUUCACCUGAAGUCCUUGCAGGAGCUUAACCUUGAGAACAACCUCAUCCACCGCCUUCCUAAAAACGCUUUCUUCGGCAUCAAAGCUAUGAUCAUCAGCUUAGCGUACAACAACCUCACCCACAUCGAACCAGGCGCCUUCAACGGCCUACCGAAAAGAGUGAGUAUAAACCUCCGUCAUACUCAUGUAUCGGAUAUCGAUUUCUUGAUCGAUUACCCGGAAGACGCCAUUGAAACUGUCAACCUUGACAACGCCCACCUGUUAUGCAGGUGCUCUAUGAAGUCCUCGCUCAACGCCACGCUGAACGUCAAUAUCCACGGCACCUGCAUGAAGCAGAACCUCGUUCUGAACCUCAACAGCAACAGGUUGGCCGCCAUCUUGGACGAAGCUUGUUUAGAGGAAUCGGCUUCGAAUUCGAGUUCCCUAACCAUGAGAACAAUCACAACACAAAUAGUUUUAUUUUUUGCUAUGUGGUGGGGCACACGUGUGUAAAAACUGCUGAGAAUUAUUUUGUGUUCAGUUAGACGUGUAACGUACAAGAUAGCUAGUGAUGUGGGCGUUAGAGAUUUGUUUUGACAAAAGUGGGAUCGAUUCCUAUAGGUGUCAGUUAAUUCUUGGUUAAAGCUUUGUCUUGACAGAUGCGGAAUCGAUUCCCGGAUCUGUCAGGUGUUUCUGCGUUUGCGCUUUGUCUUGACAAAUGUAGUAUCGAUUCCUGGAUGAAACAAGUGAUCAUUACAUUGAUUUAGCCAUAAGUUUAGUAUGAGUUACUUCUUUCGUCGAUUGUUGUCGAUCUUUGGAAAAGCUGUGAUUUAUACCGUUCCACAGCGUUCGUGGCUACACCAUAGGCCACAGAGAGAAAAAAACUGCACCUCACCCCAUUAAUUAUAAACAAUCAGAAGUUAUUUGAACCUUCCUUGAACCACACAUAUUCUCACAAUUCACAUACUAAUUAACCCUUUCACGCACAUACAACAACUUGGCUCUCAUUGGAAGAGUCACUUGAGUCAACUAGCCAAUCCGUAAUGUCAUCGAGCUCACUCCUAAAUUAAAAAAAAAUCAUUCUCAUUCGAUUUUUAUGUUCACAAUCAUCUAACGUCAUUUAAAAUUUUAA
Physella acuta is the source of this 2359-nucleotide messenger RNA. RefSeq names its product insulin-like growth factor-binding protein complex acid labile subunit. Gene Ontology annotation, cellular component: extracellular matrix. Gene Ontology annotation, molecular function: protein binding. NCBI's taxonomy places the organism in Eukaryota, Metazoa, Mollusca, Gastropoda, Physidae. The record is from RefSeq and is a predicted model, not a curated record.